AUGGGCAACGGCACAAGUCCUUGCGAAGUCUGGAUGAUGUCAUUUCACUACGUCGGCUUGAUUUUCAAUUUAGUUUCCGCUUUUCUUUUCACUUUUAUUUCAAUUUGUCUGAUUCACUAUGGAAAGUCCUACCAUAUUAUGUUCAGGUGAGUUUUUAUGAAGGAAAUUGAGAAAUGAGCUCUCGCAGAAACCUAAAACAUUGGUCGCAUGUGGAAUGGCUCGACGCGUGACGGUUGCGUAGCUGUCCGUAAACAUUUUUUUUUUUCCAAGGAAUAGAUAAAAAUUUUAUUGAGUCGGUUUUAGACCUGGUUUCAAUCAAAACGCGUACCGCGAGGUUUAGAGCCAUUUUACUUGCGGUCACGGUUUUCAAAUCUGCCAGAAAAAGACCAUAUUUAAUGGACUGCAAUUAAGUUCAUUUCUAAUCCAUAUUUUUCAAAAUCAAAAAUAAAAUUCACAUCAACAGAACGAUAUUUUUCCUUCUUCUUGCGACUUACGUUUUCUGCGAUAUUUUCCGCUUUUUAUUGGAAAGUUCACUAUUCUAUCCGUACAAAUCCUUCACAAACUUUCUCAACAUUGGCAACGAAUUUUUCUACAUGUUUGCCUCGCCUCAAGGUACCGCUUUUCAUUGGAAUGGCGAAAAGCCGAUUAAUAAUGGGCUAUUCAAUUCUUUAUCCUCGUUUAGGAAAACUUGAUAGCAGUUAACCCCGAAAGUAUGUCCAUAAAUUGCCACAAAGAGCAGAAAAAAAGUUUUUGAGUUUACUAGAUUUACCACUAUCUUCUGACCAAGCUCAAAAGAUCAGUAAACGUGGGACAAAAGUUCUUGAAAAAAAUAAUAAGAAAAGCUGCUUUUGAAAGGCUCUUACAGUUACCUGAGUUUUUAUUUUUCUUUAAGAAGCUUCUGUUUAGACUACUUUAAAAUAUUCUUUUUCAGUUGUACUAGUGCUUCUGGAAAGAUUCUACGCAACGUGCCGAGUUCGAACUUAUGAAUUUUCGAGGCCUUGGAGUAUUCUCAUCGUUUGUCAAGUUUUAGGGGUAUGUACAUUUCAGCUUUUAAAAAGGUUUCAGUGAUUUUUUGGAUCAAUUAUGAAUUUUUAAACUGGCGAAAUAGUGCAAACUUGAGUUUUCAGGUGAUAAUCUCCCUCAUACACGUCCAUUUGCAACUCGACGGCAAUGCGGAUACGGCCAAAAAAUCAAGAAGUCAAGUCGUGCUUUGCUUGGCUUCACUUCUAAUUGUUGUGGUCUGAAAAAGAAGUUCGCAGCCCUUAUAUUAGCGUUGAUUUCAGUUGCUCACCUGGCUAUUAUUAGCAAACAGACGAUUAUCUUUGAAUGCAAGAGCGAAGGCCUCGCUUACUCAUAGGUACCAGUUGAAUGAGAACAUCAAAGCGUUGAGGUUGGUAAAACUACAAAGAUAAACUGUAUUGAACAUCUUUGGACUGAAGAAAAGUUCAAUAAAGGAAAGUGUGAUCAAAGACAAAAUGAAGCAUGAAAAUGAAAUUGUACUUUUGAUAAAUUUUAAAAAGCGAUUUGAGCUGAAUGCGUGCACUAAAAACUCAAAAAAAGAAACUUUGAAAUUUUUAUUGCGAAAAAAAGAAAUGGAAUGAAAAAAACCUGAAAUUUAAUAUAAAUUGCAGUAUUUAGUAAUGAAUUUUUAAAUAGGUAGUUCUCACAGCGGAGAAUCUAACGAAAAAAAGUAGUAAAUUUCUUAAUUGAAAUAAAACAUUCUACAUAAGAAGAAAAAAAUUUGAAAAAAAAAAUAUUCAAAAAUUUUUAAAAAUGAUUAUUUUUUUGUCAAGAGAGCAGAUUUUCCGCGAAAUGCGUUUUGCGCGGGAAUUAAAAUUUUUAGGUAAACUCAAAAAAAUUUUCUUUUCUAUGAUUUUAGAGAAAUGGAUCGCGUUCUCUUCCAAGGCUAAGGCUAUUAACGCAAAAAAAAGAAAUUUUCAAAAAAGAGUUUCGUGCAAUUUAAAGUUUACUAUUCGACAAACAGUACAGAUGAAUCAAUUAUACGUCUCUUGGAAUCGAAGUCACAUUCUACGGUUAUUCUGGCUUCAAAUUUGGCAGAUAGCCUAGAAUUUUUUGCGUUCAAUGAUUCACGAUCUUUUUAGAAUGCUCGUCCCUGUAGUCGUUCUGGACAGUGCAAUAUCCGUGAACGACGUUUUGGCCUACGUCCUUUUCGACGUCGACGCGAUGUUCUCUGUCGAACAAUGCCAGCGGCGAUCUUAUUAUACUCCAGCCCUAUGUAUUUUUCGGCUUGUGAGUCCAAAUUUCCCAGCUCAUAAAUUACGAGCUUUCCAGUUUUCAAUGGCAUUCGAAAUCUGCAUCCCAAUCUUCGUUCUUCGUCACUAUUCCAACUUCUUGCGGGACCUUCGAGCCUACACCUUCCGAUCAAAGAGAAAACGAUCCUUUGUUGGGCCCAGCCAUAACAACGUCUUGAAAGUAGGAAACGCUGUUCUUGCAAAAAAAGAAACGUAUUUCAGAUCAAAAACGUCCUUGGAAUGGACAUCGUCGGCCUGAACGACAACGCCGAUUAUUUUGAUGUUCUUCAAAGGACGUGGAUGAAAAAGUUCUAG
Molecule: messenger RNA, 2567 nt
Organism: Caenorhabditis auriculariae
Lineage: Eukaryota; Metazoa; Nematoda; Chromadorea; Rhabditida; Rhabditidae
Source: the annotation of a GenBank genome assembly